Thunnus maccoyii (southern bluefin tuna) is the source of this 5130-nucleotide messenger RNA. It is a transcript of the gene fbxo30a, whose product is annotated as F-box protein 30a. Lineage: Eukaryota; Metazoa; Chordata; Actinopteri; Scombriformes; Scombridae. Gene Ontology annotation, molecular function: ubiquitin protein ligase activity; zinc ion binding; protein binding. The record is from RefSeq and is a predicted model, not a curated record. The coding region runs from base 274 to 2481 and encodes 735 amino acids. The transcript is spliced from 3 exons.
UCAACACAAACGCCGACCGACCGACUCAGAGCAGCGAAGGUCUCAGAGCCGAAGAACCAACUGCAGCCAGUUCAUAUAAAAAUAAGAUUUGGACUCAUUCGAUACGGCGGGAUGCUUAUGAAAGUGUAGUUUCCGUGUUUGUUGGUGUCGACGGAGCUGAUAGAAGUCAAAAAAUACAAUUAAAAGAAACUCGGGGAGCCCCGUAAUUCGGGGUUGAACUCUUCACCCCUUUUCCCUGCCAGAAUCAGUUGGGCAAGGAGAAAUCAAGUCAAAAUGGAGAAUCUGCACCCCCACUGCCUUAAAUGCAUCAACAGAAGAUGCAUGGUAAGACCAGAGACCGGUGUUUCCUGCGACCUCAUUGGCUGCCCCCUUGUCUGUGGGGCAGUUUUCCACUCGUGCAAGCUAGAGGAACAUCGUUUACUGUGUCCGUAUGAACGGCUGCCAUGCCUAAACAGUGGGUUUGGCUGCCCGUUCUCUAUCGCAAGGAUCAAGAUGGCACAACACCUUGAGACUUGCCCAGCAAGUAUAGUGUGUUGUACUAUGGAGUGGAACCGCUGGCCCGUGAGCUACGCCGAUCGCAAGUCCUAUGAAAACUUGAGCAAAGACUUUGAUGAGGUGGAGCAGCUAGACAUGGCCCUGGCCCUGCAGGAUCAGAGGAUGCUAUUAGAGUCCCUGAAAGUCACGACCACUGUGUCAAAGAACGGAGAUAAGGAAGUGGAUGAAAGUGACAAAAUGGCCACAGCAUCAAGUGUAACAGAGACAGUGUUGGGUAAUGGAACAAUGGAAAUGGAAGAGGAGCCUUAUAACGAGUUGUAUAGGGCCUCAGUGGAGACAAGUAGAAGUUUAGCAGCAGCCUUGGACAUUCUCACUAAUUCUAAGGAUAUUGAAGUAAUUGUUGGAAAUUUGAAUGGGGAAAAGACAGAUAAGAACGGCGAACUCCACAAUGGGGAAAAUGGUGACUGUCACACUGAUUAUGUUGCUGAAGGUGGAAAGAAUGUAGAUAUGCAAGAGAGUGACUCUGAUUCAGAUUGUGAGCUCGGAGCAGUGGGUGGAGUGGAUUGCGCAGUGGGGACGGAUGGAGAUGAUGGCAUCAGCUGGGCAGAAGAAAAUGAUUUUGUGGAGUUGUUUUUUGAAGAGAAAGAAGACCUUAUCAGCGAGCCAGUAAACGGUUCCAACCUCGUCUGGCCAGAGAUGCCUCAAAAUUACAUGCCUGUUGUAGCACUGGAACCUCCAGUUCCUCAGCAAGCACCACUUUCACCUCCACUGCCAUUCCUGCUGUCUGAUCACGUAAGAAACAACUUCUUACAACAUUUGCCCUCUGAACUCAGGUAUAGGUGCUUGGAGCGCAAACUACAGAAUGUAGAAGUGCUUAGAGGGAUAAGUAUGUUUACAUUUAACGGACGCCGGGCUCUGCUGUCAGACCCAUACUUGUUCAGAGCAAAGAUGGAGGACAAGGCAGUAGACACAUCUGACCUGGAAGUAGCAGACGACCCCAUGGGCCUCCACGGCAUUGAUCUCAUCACUGCUGCAUUGCUCUUUUGCCUCGGUGACUCUCCGGGAGGCCGAGGUAUCUCAGACAGCAGGUUUGUAGAUGGCUACCACAUUGAUUUUGGUACGCAGACAUUCUCCUUUCCUUCAGCCAUUCUCGCAACCAACACCAUGGUCGGGGAUAUCGCUUCGGCCUCGGCGUGCGAUCACGCCAGCCCACAGCUUUCCAACCCAAGCCCCUUCCACACUCUUAGACUGGACCUGGUGCUUGAAUGUGUGGCUCGAUACCAAACCAAGCAGCGCUCCAUGUUCACAUUUGUGUGUGGGCAGUUGUUCCGGCGGGAUGAGUUCUCGUCUCAUUUCAAAAAUGUUCACGGGGAUAUCCACGCUGGACUCAAUGGUUGGAUGGAGCAACGCUGCCCCUUGGCCUAUUAUGGCUGCACCUACUCCCAAAGACGAUUCUGCCCGUCAGUACAGGGCUUCCGAAUCAUCCACGACAGGCACCUCGGCUCUUUUGGGGUUCAGCCUGGUCAACCUCUAAAGACUGGGGUCCCAAGAAACACCUGCCACUUUGGCUCCAAGUGCGAUCAGUUCAGCGGUCUUCCAUUUGAGGUGUUGCAACAUGUAGCAAGCUUCCUGGACAGCUUCAGCUUGUGUCAGCUGUCCAGAGUGUCCCGCACCAUGAGGGAUGUGUGUGCCAGCCUGCUCCAGAUGCGUGGCAUGGUCGUCCUGCUGUGGGAGAAGAAACGGCGUGCUGAUGGGUCUCCUUCAUGGCAGAUCACAGACAAGGUGUGGAGAUUCAGCACAGCUUUCGGUACAGUGAACGAGUGGAAGUUUGCCAACAUUGCCAGCAUGGCCGACCACCUCAAAAAGUGCAAGUUCAAUACGAUUGCCCGUCGGGAGGAGGCGAUCCCUCUGCCAUGCAUGUGUUUCACCAGAGAGCUCACAAAAGAAGGGAGGUGUUUACGUUCAGUUCUCAAACCAGUAGCAUAAGCGAUCCUUUUAAUAUAAAGUGAGCUUUUUGACAUUUGAGACCAUCAGAACUCAAAUACAGAUGUAUUUUCCCCCAGUGUUUACAGAUGUUAGAAAUACCAGUCACUCCCAACCUCAAAAAGAAAAAACUCCUGGUUGGAAGUCAGAAACUGUUUGUUCUUUGCUUCACAGUGAAAGAAAAUUUUCACACCCAUAAAUAAGACAAAGCCAGUGUUGGGCCGAUUAAUUUUUCAGGCUGACAUGCUGCAAUCACAAGUCGGCACUGUAAACAAGCUGAUUGAAGAGCGAGCCUUGUAUCUUCCACUCACUGGAUUUAUGAAUACCAGUGUUGUACCCUUAUCUACUCUGACUUUGUGUAAAUAAUCAGAUGUUUUGAUGUAGGAUUUUUUAUUUUUAUAUCAAAAAGUCAGUACUGUGCUACAUUGGAGGUAAGAGUAGAGCCUUAACUUGUGAUACACUUGAUCUUCUAGUCAUGAGGUUGUUCAGAAUAUCUCGGUGAGAUUUCUCAGCUGCUUCUAGCUGGAACAGUUUACUGGUAUCUUGCACGGUUUUAUAUCUUAUCCUGAUACCUAGAGCGACCAUAUGUGUACUACUUAGAGCUCAUAGAUUUCAUGGCUUUAAUUCUCCAUUUUAAGACUGACCAAACAUCUGUUGUAGCUGUGCACAAUGUAUGCCGUUUUACAGGCCGAAUAUAUUCACUGUGGUUGUUGACUUCUGUUCACCAGCAUAAGCAUGUCACCAUCAUGUUUGGUGUUUUUUAAAUGUAGUGUGUUUUGUGGUUUGGCACAUGCUGCUCAAGUUAUAUCCAUAACAAAGGUGGUCCAUCUUUCUUGUAUCUCACUUCUGACUAAUGGGCUGGCAUGUUAGUCAAGUGAGAGAUGAAAUAACACUAUUCACCAGCCAAAUGGCAGUACUGUUUAGCUGUGGUUGGCUUGUGGUUUGUCUCUUCUACUAGCUACUUUGAUGCGUAACCAGCAAUUGUUUGUAGGUUCUCUUAUCCAAAAAAGUGUAACAACUAGUAAAACGAUGAAUGUACUCAGUGAGUUUAAGAAUCCAUCAGUGACUGUGGUUAGUGAGCAGAAAACUCUGUUUCCUUCCCUCAGUGUCAGACCUCAAAAAAACAAACCCUGCAGGCCAGGUGUUAAGAAGUAUAACGGGCACACGCUUCCCUCCAACUAAUGAACAUCACUAAUUAUGUUUAUAAUCAUUAUUUAUCAUGGUUGAAAUUUAUUUUUGGCACUCCACUGUGUUCAAAUGUUAGUGUCUCAGGGUUUUAGCAUGAAGCUUUGUCAGUAGGUGCUGACCAACACUAGCAGUGGAUUGUGUUUAGUCAAGAAAACAGCUGACAGUAACACAUUGUCACAUACUCGUCAGCUACUUGAUUAUUGUGCGGUCUUAGAACUGACUGGUGUACCGCUCAGUAUUAUUAUAACAUAAUAGUGUGUGUUGCAGUGCUGGACUAACAUAUUACAGUGCAUUCAAAAAGUAAUCACACCCCUUUCACUUUUUCCACAUUUUGUUACGUUGCAGCCUUUCAUUUUUUUUACCCUUCAUCUACUCUCAAUACCCUGGAGUGACAAAUGACAAAGUGAAAACAGGAUUUUAGAAAAUUUUUGCAAAUUUUUUAAAAAGGAAACACUGAAAUAUCACAUUGACAUUCAGACCCUUUACUCAGUACAUAGUUUAAGCACCUUUUGGUAGCGAUUACAGCCUCAAGUCUUCUUGGGUAUGACGCGACAAGCUUUGCACACCUGGAGUCCAGUCAGCAAAAAUGCUGUUUGAAUCUUGUUCGAUCAGGCUUGUCGAACACCUUUUUAAAUAUAUUUUGUGUAAUACAAAUACAAAAAUAAUACAAAAUUAGUUGAAUAUCACAAGAGUAACUGAUUACUCAUGAGGAGAAAAAUAAUGAUAUUCCUUUGAGAAAAAAAAGUGUGUUUUUGUUUGUUUUUAUAUUUCUGAAGUUUGAUGUAAAGCCCAGGCAAUGUUGGAACUAAACUGUCUUUUUAUUCUUAGGAGUCCCAAUCUGUGUUUAUUUUUUUUUUGUACUGGUACUCUCAUUUUUGAAAGAAAAAAAAUCUGCCUCUGUAACGUCUAGACUUGUAUUUGCAUUAUUGAUUUGCACAUGAAGGCAUGUACUGUAAAAUUUAAAUCCUAUUGCUCGGGGUUGUCUUUGCUCAAGUAGCAGGAGUUAAUACUCCCUCAUGUUUUGCAUGUUUGAGUUUGGUGUCUUUGGAAAAAAUAUUUCAGUCAGUUGAGUCAAGUUGCAGCCUCAUUUAUAUUAUAUACAGUUUAUUUCUCAGGCACAGUGCAUUGGUUUAGUACAUUUUCAUAUUAAGUUGCAUUUUUUUAAGUCUUGUAUCAGGUUUAAUCCUGUGAAAUGUGUGAGCAGAAUGAGAACCUGAGCAUUUAAUCAGUCUUUUGCUCUACUGAGGUUCAUACAAUGUUAAGACAAAUGUGUUUCUGCAGCACACUUCUUUUGUUUUUUAGUGAUGCAGUCGGUCUUUGCAGGCACCUGGAGUGUAUCAACAUCUUCAUCAGCGUUUUUAAGUUUUGUUUUCACUCCUGCUGAAGUGUGUUUUCACCACAAUAUGCCAGCUUCAUUUGUUUGACUUUUGAAGCAUUUUAAUAAAGAGGCUCUCAGUUUUUAAA